Messenger RNA from Tetrahymena thermophila SB210, 1716 nucleotides. RefSeq names its product Serine/Threonine kinase domain protein. The record is from RefSeq and is a predicted model, not a curated record. The transcript is spliced from 3 exons. Gene Ontology annotation, cellular component: cytoplasm; autophagosome. Gene Ontology annotation, molecular function: protein serine/threonine kinase activity; ATP binding. Gene Ontology annotation, biological process: autophagy; peptidyl-serine phosphorylation; protein autophosphorylation. NCBI's taxonomy places the organism in Eukaryota, Ciliophora, Oligohymenophorea, Hymenostomatida, Tetrahymenidae.
UUAAUAAUAUUAAAAAAAAACACAAAAUUUUUAUUUUACUAAAAAAGAGCUAUUUAUUAUAAAAAUUUUGGACAAAUCAAUAAAAAGUCCUAGCUAUUAAUGAGAUAACAAAAAGAAGGAUAGGAGCAAAUGAGCAAUAGUGAAAGAAAUAUUAAAAUGGUGUAGCAAUAUAAAAUAUAUAAGGAUAGAAUUCUUGGGAAAGGAACUUUUGGAUAUGUUUUUCAGGGAGAAAACACUAAAAAUAAAUAAAUAGUCGCAAUUAAGAUGGUUCCUUUGAAAGAAUUUAAGUUUAAACCUGAAAAGAUAAUACCAUCUUUAAAAAAUGAAAUUAAAAAUAUGUAAAUGCUUCAUCACAAGAAUACAGUUUAGUUAUAUGACGUUAUUAAAACAGAUAACAAUUUAUACAUGGUUGUUGAGUUUUGCAAUUAAGGAAAUUUAGACAAGUACAUAAAGCAGAAAAACCUUUCGGAAGAAAAAUGCAUCAAUAUUAUGUUUUAGAUAGUUGAGGGUUUCAAGUGUUUAAACUAAAAUAAUAUAGUUCAUAGAGAUUUAAAGCCUGAAAACAUUCUCUUGCAUGAUAAAACCGUUAAAAUAGCAGAUUUUGGCUUUUCCAAAGUGGUCGAAGCAGGUAUGGAUGAACCUAUAAUCACAUCAUUCGUCGGCACACCGCUUUACAUGUCACCAUAAAUUUUAUAAAAGUAGAAUUACUCAUCAAAAACAGAUAUUUGGUCAUUAGGCAUGAUAUUUUAUGAGUUGAUUUAUACUAAGAGAGCUUGGGAAGGUAAAAGUUAUUGUGAUUUGUUGGAUAAUAUCUUGAAAAAGCCACUGCAAUUUCCAGAGAUUCCUAAAGUUCACUAGCAAACAAAAUAAAUUAUUAGAAGAAUGCUUCAAUAAAAAGAGGAAGAUAGAAUAAGCUGGGAAGAACUCUUUUAGUUUUUCUCUGUAGAAAAUCUGAGAUAAGUCUAUUCUGAUUUUUCUAACAAUUCAUAUCUUUAGCACCAAUAAAAUUUACAAUUAAAUUAGCUUUACGAUUAGAAUUAAAAAUAGCCACAUAAUCCUUCAUCUCCAACUUCAACAUUCUCCAUGAAAAGUGAAAAAAUAGAUGAAGAAGAAAAGCAAAUAAGUGGUUUCUCAGAUAAAAUUCAUUCAGAUACAAAUUUAAAUAGAAUGGAUGAAGAAAGCAAUGGAAGUUAUCCAGGAAUUCAACAAUAAAAAUCAUAGGACAGCCAAGAUAAUGAUAUCAUGAAUGAAUCUUAAAUGAAUGGUUUGCUAGAAUACUUUACCUAAAACAUUAAUGUAGCAUAACAAUUUUAACUAGUUCUUUAGUUGUAAUAGCUAUUAAAUAGAAAGAGAGGCUAGAAAUUAACAAUAACAGAAGUAAAGUAGAUGGUGAUGGAUCAAUUAAAGCCAUAAAGCAAUGUAAACAACACAUAAAAUUAGUAAUUUUAAUAAUAACAAGCAAGAGGAGGAUUAUUUGCAAAUAGUAACCUUAUGAUGCAACAAUAAAGCUUAUUAUUUAAUAGAUAAAAUUAAAAUGGUUAAGGACAUUCUCCUUUUUAAAAAUAAUAGCAAGACUAAACAAGCUAAUCCUAACAAAACAAUAAUAGUAUUAUUAAAUAGGAAAGUAGUCAAAAUGGAAAUGGAAACGAAAUGAAUUUUGAUUAAACUUAUAACAACAAACAAAAUGGUUGUUACAACAUAGAUGAUAUCGAUUGA